This is a messenger RNA of Pogonomyrmex barbatus (red harvester ant), 3124 nucleotides long. Its product is annotated as carbohydrate sulfotransferase 11. Gene Ontology annotation, cellular component: membrane. The record is from RefSeq and is a predicted model, not a curated record. Gene Ontology annotation, molecular function: sulfotransferase activity. Gene Ontology annotation, biological process: carbohydrate biosynthetic process. Lineage: Eukaryota; Metazoa; Arthropoda; Insecta; Hymenoptera; Formicidae.
AUUUAACAAUUUUAAAUUUAAUUGCUUUGCAAGAUUACUCCAGAUCAAUAUAUAUUGAUUAAUUGUGUGAAAGCACCAUAAAUGCUGUUAUUAUGAUGAUUAUGAUUAAAAUUCCUGUCACAUAACGCAACACGCAAUGUAUGUAAUUAUUUCCAAAUAAUUGUUCCUGGAGAAUACCUUUGAGUCAAGAUAAUAGAAUAUGACAUUAGUUCUCAUCGAUAUCUUUUUCAUAAAUGAUUCAGUGAUUUAUAAAUGAUUAAUCUGUUACGUUGGUUAUUUUCCGUUCUGGUAUGUCUACUUGAAAUGUAACACUACGCGUAGCUUCUAGCACGUGUCUGACACAUGCUUUGGCGAUAUCUGCUAAACAUCACGAUUACGUUCCGAUUUUUUUGAGAUAACUGCGCUUGUAUAUAACCACUUUCUACCCGGAGAUAGAAAUUCCACGUAAAAUAAUACAAUUCUUAGAUUUUACACGCAAAAUUGUGUUUGUACUGUGUUCUAUGAAAACGUGAUUCAUACUAUGUUUUAUUUAUUAUGAAUUAUUGUUGUACAGUAAUUUUUGCAACUUUACUAUAUUCUUAAUGAAAAAAAUUUUAAUAAAAACGUUUAUUAGAGAACUUUUUUUUUCUUAUUAAAGGCUUUAUAAAAAUGAAAUGUAAAUAUAUCUGAUGAGAUAAAAAAGGUCGUUAAUCAUUUAAAAAUAUGCAUUGCUGCAUUUAUAUAAUGCGACUUUUACGAGUAAUAUAAUUCUUAUGACUGCAUACCGAAGAAGAAACACUGUGGCUGCAUUGUGAUUCACUGUUUUACAUCCGUACGAUAUUCUGUAAGAAAGCCCAAUGCCUGUGGUGAAUAAAGAAAAACGAUGACAGGAUGUCGAGUGUGGAGGAUAAUUUUACUCGUUGCUAUAUGGGAAACGACUGCGAGCGUAAACACAAACGUCGCACAAAUUUAUUCAAAUAAUGGAGACAAGAAAUCGUUUGAGCCAGACAAAUAUAUUUAUUCCUGGACAGGGCCAAAUGCAUUGGCCAGAUCGGCCUUGGUGGAGAGACAGGAAAGGCUGCAAUAUAAUUGCGAGCUCGAAAGUGGAGGGGUCGAUAUCGCCGAGCUGAAUCCAGAAUCAUUCAGAAAUAUCCUCGUGGAUGAUUUGCAUGAAUUGCUCUAUUGCUAUGUACCAAAGGUGGCUUGCACAAAUUGGAAGCGCGUACUAAUGAUCGCGACCGGGAAAUGGCCCGGUAAUGAUCCCUUAGAAAUACCAGCCGAUCAAGCUCAUUCCCCUGGUACUUUUCAGCGAUUGAGCAAUUACACUUUGCCCGAGAUAGAGAAGAAAUUGGCGACGUAUGAUAAGUUGAUUGUCGUGAGACAUCCUUUGGAAAGGCUUCUGUCGGCCUAUCGAAAUAAAUUAGAGACCAAACAUGAGAAAAGUGCAAGAUAUUUUCAGACUCGCUUUGGCAAAAAAAUAGUUAAGAAAUACAGACCGAAUGCAACCGAGGAGUCUUUAAGGAACGGUGACGACGUAACGUUUCGCGAGUUUGUCAAUUUCGUCACCGACGACACCGAGAAUGGAACUCGGAACGAACAUUGGAGGCCGAUAUAUGAUUUGUGCCAGCCGUGCGUAGUCAAUUACAAUCUCGUAAGCAAGUAUGAGAGUUUGGUCGAGGAUGCUACAGAAAUUCUCGAGAGAAUAGGUGUGACAUCUGUGAAUUUUCCAGGUAGACCACCAAGCAGCGAACCGACAUCGAGAAAAUUGGAUAGGUAUUAUUCCACUUUGAGUUACAAGCAGCUUCGUAAGCUGGCGGAUCUGUACAAAUUAGAUUUAAGACUCUUUGAUUAUUCGUUGGAGGACAUGUUGGGAUUUUCCUUGGCUUAAAGUGCAUUAAUAUUAAACAUAUAUAGAAAUUGGACACAAAAAAAUUGUUAUAAAAUCUAUAUACCGUGAGUUAAUAUGAAUAAUUACUAAUGCAUUUUGUAAAUGCACAUAUAUAAAAUGUUUGAAAUAUCAGAAUUUAAUUUAGGUUUUUUUUUGGAAAAUUUAAUGGAGACUUUUUUUAUGUAAACAAAAUUUGGUACUACCUCGUAUUAUCUAGUAUUGCAUGUAUUGUACAAAAAUGUUUUUAAAUUAAUAACUUGUAGAAACGUGUAUAUACCGAUAUGUAUAUAUACGUGUAUAUAUCUUCUUUUAAAUUUAAGUCUUUUUUUACGUCAUAAGAAUUUAGCUAUAUGUGUGAUGUAUAUAUACAGAAUUUAGAUGUAUGUAUGUAUGAUAUGUGAGAAAAAGUUAUCAAUAUCAACAAGAAAUCAAAAUUAAAUAUAUAAUAGAUUUUAAACAUUCGAGAAUAAAUUAUAUAAAAAUAUAUUAAACAUAUCAAUGUGAAAUAUACAUAAUUAAAAUAUGAUUUGUUUUAUAAACUGCGGAAUAAAUUGUACGCGUCUUUUACUUUUCGUUUGUCUUAUUUAUACGAAAAAUUUCAUACGUCGAAUUUGUUUAAAUUAUUGUUAUAUAUACUUAAUUGAAUGCGGCAUCCUUAAUCAUUGUGUUUUACGAUUGAAAUAUAUUCAUACUCGUAAAUAUAUUUCAAACUAUUUAUUUUUAAAAUUAUGGCGUUUUAAAUGUACAACGGUGUCUCUGCCAAGAAUUUAAGGAUAAUAAAGCGAAUAAAAGAACUUGUUUUGCUCGUGCCAAGAAAGAAUCACUCGUCAACUUCUUACAAGUCAAGUUUCGUAAAAGUCAUAUAAAACAUACGCCACAACUUUUACAUCAGUCCGCAAUUUAUAGAACGAAAUCUUAUCUUGGGAUAAUCUCUAUUUAUACGCGCACCUUAUGUACUGUGUCAUACGAGUUAAUUCGUAAUAAAAGUUUCGCUUUCCUAUUUUCGUAACGGGAGUUUGUGUCAUAUCAUGUUCAAAGUUAUUGCUUUGAACGCCGCCAUAUUUGCGUGCCUAUGUGGAUAUUAUGUGCAGAGAUAUCUUUAUUGCACAUCUCGAAGGAAUCCGUAAAAAUCAGAAGAUAUGCAUAGUUACCAAUCAAUUAUUUUUGAUAGAUAAAAUUGUACAUAACGUUGCGCAAACAACACAGUUAUGUAUAUUAUGUAUCUAACAAUAAAUUACAUUCAGUAAUUAAUGUUAA